Aphidius gifuensis is the source of this 2128-nucleotide messenger RNA. Its product is annotated as growth arrest-specific protein 2-like. Gene Ontology annotation, cellular component: actin filament. Bases 436 to 1689 code for a protein of 417 amino acids. Lineage: Eukaryota; Metazoa; Arthropoda; Insecta; Hymenoptera; Braconidae. The record is from RefSeq and is a predicted model, not a curated record. The transcript is spliced from 9 exons. Gene Ontology annotation, biological process: actin crosslink formation. Gene Ontology annotation, molecular function: cytoskeletal adaptor activity; actin filament binding; microtubule binding.
UUCGAGCGAGUUUUAGUCGGGAGUUGUACGGCGCACGACAAACUUACAACACGCGUUUAUUGUCGGUCAAACGCGUGGGUUAUUUUUUUUUUUUUCGUUUACUUUGCUUUUCUGUGUUUUCAUCUCAGACAUUUGUCAAUAAAAAAUUUACAUUUUGCGUAUAGUGAGAGUGUUUUUAUGACCAAUUGUGUUUGGCUAUUCUAAACCCGUUUUUUUUUUGUUUACAUACGAUAUGUUUACUGUUAUUGUUUAUUAUUUUUUUACUCCGAUUCAUAUUUUUUCUCCUGUAAAAGCUGGAUUUUUCGGUUAAUUUAAUAACCCUUAUUGGAACACUAGGAUGACAACAAAACGACAAAAAAAUUUUAGCUGGAUCAAGUAAAUCAACAAACACACAAAUUGGCAUUUGAAAGAAAAAAUUAAAACCUAAUAAAAAAAAUGGCUUAUACAAAUCGAUUUCCACCAAGUCACAAUACAAGAUAUCGUAGCAGCUGGGGUCCAUCCUCAGUAACAUCGUUUGCACAUGCUGACAUACCUAGACCAUCACCUGAAGAGGAGGAAUUUCAAUUUUAUCAAGAACGUCUUCAUUCAGCCCAGAGUAGACAGCUCAUUCCACUUCAAGAAGAUCUAGCUGAUUGGAUAAAUAAAACAAUAAAUGUUGAUCAUAUAACUGGGGAAAAUUUUUUGGAUUCACUUGACAAUGGAGUUAUUGUUUGUCGUUUGGCACGAGUUAUUCAAGAAAAAGCAAGAUCAGCAAUUGAUUCUGAACGAGCAAAAGGACCUGUUCCACUUAUUCGAGGACGAUGCUGGGAUAAUGCAGCACGUAGAAGCUUCUUUUCUCGAGAUAAUAUGGAAAAUUUUAUACAAUUUUGUAGAAGACUUGGAGUACAUGAAAAUUUAUUAUUUGAAAGUGAUGAUCUUGUUCUUCAUGGCCAACCACGUAAUGUGGUUUUGUGUCUACUUGAAGUUGCUCGAUUAGCAUCAAAAUAUUCACUGGAACCUCCUGGACUUGUUCAACUUGAGCGUGAAAUUGCUGCUGAACAAGAGAGAGAAUUACAUUGUAUGUCUGACAGUGGAAUAUCACACAGUAGUCUUGUUUCAUGGCAAUUUCAACAACCUUCACCUUCACCUUCACCAGUUCCCCCACCAGAAACAAUUAAACACAGCAGCUCUGCAUUGGAAGUAACUGAGACACGAUGGCUGGAUCCAUCAUUGACCACACCAAUUGAAACAGACAUGCGAAGAAGUGUUAGUGAUAAUGGACCAACUGGUAGUGAUGGUGUACCAAGUGAUACAACUGAAGAUGAUUGGUCACGUGGCUCUGCUGAAGAUCCUGAUGAAGUUUUAUCACCAUCAACAUCACCAGCACCAGUAGAACCACCAGAGCAUGUUGGUCCAAUCACAGAACUUGAUAGAAAAGUAAGACGUGCUGCUGAAAGACUAUGUCAAUGUUCAGAAAAAUGUUCAAAACUUAAAGUACGAAAAGUUGGAGAAGGUCGUUAUAAUAUUGCUGGUCGUAAUGUUUUUAUUCGGCUUUUGAAGGGACGACACAUGAUGGUGAGAGUCGGUGGUGGCUGGGAUACAUUGGAACAUUUUUUGUCAAGACACGAUCCAUGCAAGAAAUGCAGAAGUACUGUUUGUAAAGGAAUACCAAAACACAGGAUUACACGAAGAGUUAUCUCUGCGCGUUGAUAUUAAUCUGUAUUAUUAAAAAUAUAAAAAGAAUUAUGUUAUUUCUUUUGUUUAAUUUUAAUUUUUGUUUCUUUAAUCAUUGGGCUGUAUAGAUUCAAAAAAUUAUUUAAUUUAUAUUAAUGUACACAUGUUAAUUAUCAUGCAAUUUACUUUUUGUUGAAUCCAGGAACAAAAAAAAAAAUGUGAAAAGUUUGUUUUUCAAUUAUCCUGGGGUUCAUUUUAUUUUCGCCAUAACAUAGUUUAAGUUUGUCAAUGCGAGAUAAUUAUUGUUUAUUUUUUUUUUUUAGUUAAAGGUACCUGCUUGAUAGAAAAAUAAAAUAUAUCAACUACAGCUCGAAAUAAUGUUCUUAUAAUUUAGCUGAAUUAUUUGUAAUUUUGUAGAUAACACUUGGAACAUUUAAUUAAUAUUAAAAAAAAAAAUACUUAUUAAUUGUAAUAA